AUGACUGGAGAAGAGACUACGCUUUACACCAGCGGAGAAGAAAUAGGAGAUGAGGAUUGCAAAGUCGCUGAAACGUCAAACACUAGCGUCUGGUGCCUUGCGUUGGACGAAUAUGGAGACAAGGUUUUAAAAUGUUUGCAGAAACCACCCUUCCUCUUUAUCUUCGACCUCAAUGAUCUCUGGUACACGAGCUUGAAUGAUCUGAUCUCGAGUUCCGAUGGCUUUGGUUCGUUGUUUCACCACUUACAAUCACAAGGCAGGUUUCUCUUGUUGGAAAUGGAUUCUUCAAACAUAGCCAUUCGAAAUGAGCUCGUGAAAAGAGCAGCUUCGAUGCGUCUUCAGUCUUCUACGAUUGUAUCUGCUACUGACACCAACUGGUUUAAGAAUUUCUGUUUGAAGGCAAAGCAUCAGGCGGCUGCUUGUCUCAGACCGGUCUACCGGAUUCUAACGUUUGGUUUUAGCUAAGAGAUGUAAUAGAAAGGGUGAUCCCAUCUUGUAAAUGUGUAAAUACUUAGAUAAACAAUCAGACAAAUUUUUCAAGCUUUUUCACUGCCAUCUAAAAAUAUGAGAACUGAUCUAUCAACAUCAUUAUUCAUCGUAGAACUAAGCAUCAUACAAGUGUUUUUCUCAUAUUUAACGUUUUUUCUUAGCUCGUUUGGAAGAAGUCCUCAACGUCUCUUUUCUCACAUCAUCUGUAGCUUUUGUGUCCAGAAACGGCUGCACACACAAAAAAAAAAGAGAGAGGGCAAAAUCAACACAGGUUACAAGUUACAACACGUGAAUCUAAGCCUUUUAAGCACACUUUGUUUUGCCACUGAUGAGUUUCACCAAUUUGGUCCCAAACACUGGUUUUACAACUUAAACAUGUAUGCUAACAAGUUCAUACAAAAACAAUGGGAACAUA
Messenger RNA from Brassica rapa (field mustard), 904 nucleotides. RefSeq lists its product as uncharacterized. The record is from RefSeq and is a predicted model, not a curated record. Lineage: Eukaryota; Viridiplantae; Streptophyta; Magnoliopsida; Brassicales; Brassicaceae.